This is a messenger RNA of Ficedula albicollis (Collared flycatcher), 8663 nucleotides long. RefSeq names its product sorbin and SH3 domain containing 1 (gene SORBS1). Gene Ontology annotation, biological process: cell-substrate adhesion. Gene Ontology annotation, molecular function: protein binding. NCBI's taxonomy places the organism in Eukaryota, Metazoa, Chordata, Aves, Passeriformes, Muscicapidae. Gene Ontology annotation, cellular component: cell-substrate junction; nucleus; cytoplasm. The record is from RefSeq and is a predicted model, not a curated record. The transcript is spliced from 37 exons. The coding region runs from base 250 to 6576 and encodes 2108 amino acids.
AAAGGCUACAUCAUGUUCUCAGCUAAUCAAGCUCCUUAAUGCAAUAUUUUAAAAAUUUUCCUGGAUAUUCCAGUGAUGUGAUUUUGGCUGCAAGAAGUAUGAGCUGUUAUGUAGCAGUUACAUGUGAAGAGAAGACAGAGUACAAGUCAUCCUCAGAAGAUCCUGUCCUAAGCUGGGCCUGAAAGUUCAUCCAGCUGACUGCUACAUAAACAAAAUCCAGAAGUGAAAAAGGCAAGUCCCUCUGCCACAAUGAGCUCUGAACAUGAAGAAAUUGCAAAAACGGUUGUCAAUGGGCUGAGGAGCAAUGGACAAGAAAAAGCUGUUGACGUCCCUUUAUGUACACGUUCUAUUUCUGCCGUUAAAAUAAUCCCUGUGAAGAAAGUGAAAAGUUCUCCUCACCUAGUGCUGCCUACAGAAAUGGAUCCCACAAAAGUCUGCAGUGGAAAAGGAGCUGUAACCCUCCGGGCAACUCCAUCCUCUGAAGGGAGUCGGAAUAUCGCUUCACCAUGUCCUCAAGAUGCUGAGCAACCUGAAAGUCUGGAGCCAGAAAACUCAGAAACAGAUGAUUGGAGGUCAUCGUCUAGCACUGAUGCCAAUGGGGAUGCCCAGCCAUCUUCUCUGGCUGCCAAGGGUUAUAGGAGUGUGCGUCCAAACCUUUCUUCAGACAGCAAGCCACAGGCCCUUGCUCCUCCCCGUCCUCCUCUCCCCAAAGAGGAGAGCUUUGCAUGGCGUCCUCGCACUGACACCAGAGCGACCAACCUGUUGCCAGUGCCCAUCAUGGACUGUGUGUACCUGAAUGCACCCAAGCCUUACACCCAGCGUGCCUCACCAAGCACCAGUGCACGCUGUUACUCGUCCUCACCUACCCCCUAUGGGGCCAGCCCCGGUGGGAAGCAAGGCUUGCCAGCAGGGCGCUCCCCCUCCUCAGGCCCCAGAGAUGAGGUGCAUGCUGGGCAGCCACUCUGGGAAAGUCGCUCCUCGUCGGGUGCAGCAUCCAUACAACACAACCCUGACAGGGCAGAUCCCAGUAGUAAGGCUGGAACGAAUUCCAGUCAUGAGACGAAGGCGGAUAAAAAGGUCAGCAAACUAUAUGUAGCUUGUUUAUCUAACAGCACUUGCUCAGGCGCAUCUCAAAAUUCCACUGGCACCACACAUGACCCGGCAGCCAGCACCAGUUUGGGCGCUGAGCUCACUCAGGCACCAGCCACCAACAUUGUUUCCUCUGUAACAGACACUGAAAAGUCUCUUCCUGCUGCUCCUCCUCCUCCUAUUCCUCCCAGGCCGUACUUUUACAUUGUCCUCAGCAAAGACGCAGUUAGUUAUGGUGCAGGCCAGCCCUCCCGGACUCAGCCGUCACCUCCGCCAGCUGUGAGGGACAGAGUGCUAGAGCCCCAGAGCACAGCUGCCACAGAGGACAGGAUGAGAAAAGAGCCUUACCUUACCCAGCAGCGACAGCCACCAUACAAGGCAAUGGGACGCAGCAUGGAUGCCACUGCCACCACCUCAGCUCAGCCUGGAGUUAUAGUAGUCCCCCUCCUCCAGGUUAAUCCAGACAGACAGCAAGAAGGCAGCUCCAGCACUCCACCACCGCCUCUGGUUCCUUUCGGGCAAGGCUCCGUAUUCCCUGAGAUUGUUUCUCCUGGCUCACCCUUGACUUUUCCAACUCUAGACGAUUUCAUUCCCCCACAUCUCCAGAGGGGCUCCCACCAUAACCAAGCACCCUCCACAUCUGGCACAUUACCCUCUGUUUACCCGAAACUGCCAUUCUUCUCAUCACCACCUUCACUUGUCCCUCCAGUCACGGGGGCUUUGCACAGGGGCUUGAAGCCUGAAAUCACUGGAGUCAUCUCACAUAAAGACCCAGGUCCUGUGCUAAAUGAAGUGCCCCAGCCUGGCACUGACUAUUCAACCUCCAUCACUUCCAUCAGCAAGUCAACCUCUGCCUAUCCUUCUACUACAAUUGUCAAUCCCACUAUUGUCCUCUUGCAGCACAAUCGAGAACAGCAAAAAAGGCUUAGUAGCCUGGCAGAUUCAGUGCCAGACAGAUUAGUUUCUGACAAAGUUGAUUCAGCACUUCUACGGGACAAGGCGGUUCAGGAGGCUGUGCCAAGAGAGAAGAGGGCAGUGGAAGAGAAGAGAAGCGCUGUCAAGAGCCCUCUGCACAUGGCUGAUACCUCUGUCGAUGAUAUUGGAAUCCCACUGAGGAAUACAGACAGAUCAAAGGACUGGUACAAGACGAUGUUCAAACAGAUCCACAAGCUAAACAGAGACAAUCCUGAAGAAAACCCUUAUUGCCCUACCUACACAUUUCCUGAACUUCCUGAAAUCCAGCAAAAAACUGAAGAAGACAAUCCUUAUUCUCCUACAUACCAGUUUCCUGCGUCUACUCCUAGUCCUAUCUCUGAAGAUGAAGAUUCUGAUUCAUGCUCUCCUCGUUAUUCCUAUUCUGAGGACAGCAGAACCCAAGUUCCCCGCUCCAAGAGUGAGAUGGACAAUAUUGAUUCUGAGAAGGUUGUGAAGAGGUCUGCCACUCUGCCACUGCCAAACCGUACCUCAUCACUGAAAUCAAGCCCAGAAAGGACUGACUGGGAGCCUCCAGAUAAGAAGGUGGACACCAGAAAAUACCGUGCAGAACCCAGGAGCAUUUAUGACUAUCAGCCAGGGAAGUCCUCUGUUCUGAACAACGAAAAGAUGACUCGGGAUAUAAGCCCAGAAGAGAUAGAUUUAAAGAAUGAACCUUGGUAUAAAUUCUUUUCGGAAUUGGAGUUUGGGAAACCGCCUCCAAAAAAGAUUUGGGAUUAUACUCCUGGAGAUUGCUCUAUCCUUACUAGAGAGGAUAGAAAGAGUGAUCUAGAAAAAGACCUCUACCUCUACCAGACUGAGUUAGAGGCAGAUUUAGAAAAAAUGGAGAAGCUUUAUAAAGCACCACAUAAAAAGCCACAGAAGAAUACAGCAGGUGUUGCUCCUCUGGAAACUUCCACAGACCAUUCUUCCUACUCCACUUAUUCACCCAACUACCAUGCAGUGAAGAGGGAGUCAGAGCUAGCUCUGGGGGACCCUGCUGCCUUGGAGAAUGAAAGGCAGAUUUACAAGAGUGUGCUGGAAGGUGGAGAUAUCCCAUUCCAGGGGCUGAGUGGUCUCAAGCGACCUUCGAGCUCUGCUUCCACAAAAGUGGAUCGUAAAGGUGGGAAUGCUCAUAUGACUGCACCCUCUUCAGUUAAUAGCCGAACCUUUAACACUAGUCAUACCGGUAUGUUAGGUCACGCAUGUAAACAUAAGAAGCCCUUAUCAGCUGCCAAAGCCUGCAUUACUGAAAUCCUCCCUUCCAAAUUCAAACCCAAACUAGCAGCUCCAGCUGUUCUUGUGCAGGACAAGACGGGUAUCUUGCUGUCUCAUGAGAAAGCUCAAAGCUGCGAAAACCUUCGUAGCUCCACUGCUUUGUUUGAUAAUAAAAAGGCUUUCAUGGUAGACAUAGGGGAAAGCAUAGAAAACAUCCUGAUGAAGUCUAAGCAAGAUUAUGCCAUCAAAUCUGGCAGUACCAUGAGCCUGCAGGAGUAUGGCACCAACUCUAGGAAAGGCUACCUGUUCGCUGCCUCCAGAAAGAAUGGGAUGGAGUUUACAACACUCUAUAAAGACAUGCACCAGAUCAACCGGUCCAGGAUCCAUUUGGACACAGUCUCCUCCUGCAGUGUGAAGGAUAUUGCAUCUCAGUUUGAGAAUGAAGCCAAGGACAGGAUGGAGCACAGCCUCAGUCGAGAGGAUUCAGAGCAGAUCCCCAAAGACACCGUUUCCUCCCGUAUCAGUGCCUUUGAGCAGCUGAUUGAGAGAUCCCGAUCAAUGCCCUCGCUUGACUUCUCCAUUGGGCAAACCAAACCCACCACUUCUCUUCAGUCUAAAACUUGCCUGAGUGCUGCAUACUCUGCAGAGAUUCUUCUGGAUUUGUCAAAAGCACACCAAGAAGAGAAGGAAGUUCCCAGCUUUGCAGAUAAAUCCUCCCGCUCCUGCAGCAAUGUGGAGGACACGGCUUCGGAUGUCAGUGAUAUCAUCCCUAUGGACACACUUUCAGCUUGCACUGAUGAGAUAGAUCUUCUCUCAAAUGCCUCCAAUGACAGUGGCAGCAGCAGCAGCAACCUGAACGGGCCUCAGAAGCAUAAAAUCAACAGAUGCAAAGGCGCAUGCCCAGCUUCCUACACCAGGUUCACUACCAUCCGAAGGCAUGAACAGCAGCAGGCCUCCAGGAACCCUGAUUCCAAAGGGGAUAUCUACGGGGACAGGCACAUGCUCCCCAGAAAUGUGUACCUAAUGAGCCCACUCCCGUUCCGAUUGAAAAAGCCCUUCCAACACAAAUCCUGCAGAACUCCUCCCCCAGACUGCCUGGCCAGCCUGGCAGUGCCCAGCCCUGAGAACCCAGACGAGCCCACACAGCUGCAGGGGAGUGUAGGAAGCAGGAGCCACCACUCCCAGCAGCAAGGUUGCUCCAGAAGCGGGCCUCUUGCUCCCAGGCGCCUGUCCUCCUUUGACAUUGUGGAGAGGCUUGGCUACGCCCCCACCGUGGGGUCUAGCCGGGAUAGCUUCGUGGGCCGGGCUGGCACUCCUGACUCCUUAAACAAUGGGAACCCUGUUUCAUAUGCCCUCUACCACAGCCUGGACACAAACAACAACCCGCAAAGUGAACUUGGGACGUACCUAGGAGAUUCAGAAUCACCAAGGCAUUUUGCACCAGUUGAUUACAUGGAAACUCCAGAAGAAAUUCUCCGCAGGCGGCAUGAUGAUAAAGAGAAACUUUUAGAGGACCAGAGACGGCUUAAACGUGAGCAAGAAGAAGCUGAUAUUGCCGCUAGAAGGCACACAGGGGUUAUUCCAACGCACCAUCAGUUUAUCACUAAUGAACGAUUUGGGGACCUCCUAAAUGUAGACGAUACAGCAAAGAGGAAAUCUGGGUCAGAGAUGAGACCUGCUAGAGCCAAGUUUGACUUUAAAGCACAGACACUAAAGGAACUUCCUCUGCAAAAAGGAGAUAUUGUUUACAUUUACAAGCAGAUUGACCAGAACUGGCUUGAAGGUGAACACCAUGGCAGAGUUGGCAUCUUCCCACGAUCAUACAUAGAGCUCCUUCCACCAGCUGAGAAGGCUCAACCCAAAAAACCGUUACCACUGCAAGUAUUGGAAUAUGGAGAGGCUAUUGCUAAGUUCAACUUCAAUGGGGAUACCCAAGUGGAAAUGUCCUUCAGGAAGGGUGAAAGGAUCACGUUGAUUCGGCGAGUGGAUGAGAACUGGUAUGAAGGCAGGAUCCCUGGCACCAGUCGCCAGGGCAUCUUCCCCGUCACUUACGUGGAGGUUCUCAAGCGGCCGGUGGUCAAGAACGCCAUUGACUAUCCCGACCCUCCGGUGUCCCUCUCCCCCAGCCGCAGCAUGACAGCUUCACCACAGUCUCCCAGCUCUGAGCUGCUCCAUACUCCAACUCCUCCGCCUUUGCCUUUUGCGCGCCGCGCUUUGUCUCCAGAGGUGCAGGCGGUCACAUCCGAGUGGAUUGCUCUGACUGUGGGAGUGUCCCCCAGCACCACUCCUGCCAUAACUCCUCCAUUGCCUCCUCUGCCUGAAGCCUCCCUCUCUCACACUGACUAUCUCUCGCCUUCUGCUGCAGCCAGCCCUUCCCCUACAGGCAGCCUCCACCAUUCUCAUCUCUCUGGCUCCUCGACUCCCAGGUCCAUUAAAUCCCCAUUGCCCUCUUCCUCAUCCAGACCUCAGUCCUCUGCCCGCAGUUUCUACCAGGCCACUCCACAAAACGAAGACAAGUUUGUUGACUCCCCUUCUCCCAGCGUGACUUACUCUAACUCCUCUCACUGGGCAGUGGAGAGCCCUGAAAGCAUCCUCGCAGAGCAGCGUGACAGCACUGCCAGCCCAGCCUGGCUGCAAAAGACAGGAGAGGGCGGCAGCCACGCUGAGCAGAGUGCUCAUGCUGCCCCCAAGAUCUCUGCUGAGCGCUGCCUGAAACCAUCCCAGCUAGACAUGCGUGCCAGCCCAGAAAGGAGACCUGUGGGUUCCUCUGAGGACAACCAGUUGUGUCAGGAGCUAAUGGCUAUUGUUCAGGGAGGUAAAACAGAGAAAAGAGACGUGAGGAAAGGUGAUACGGGGAAGUUUCAAGGCGGGGAAAAGAAGACUGCAGACUCAAAAGUAUUCUCUUCAUCUGCUCCUCUCUCUUCCUCUACCCUCUCUUCCUCUACUGUCACAACACAGCCACCUCCCAGACUUACACGCAGAGUCAAUAAGCCACAGCCUUCCCACCAUUCAUUGAGAGCUGGACCAGAUCUCACAGAGUCUGAAAAGAGCUAUGUGCAACCUCAAGCACAGCAACAAGGAGCCAGCCCUGAGCGAAGUCAAACACCACGAGACAUAGUUAGCUACCAAGCCCUCUACAGCUACACUCCUCAGAAUGAUGAUGAGCUGGAACUGAGGGAUGGUGACAUUGUUGAUGUCAUGGAGAAGUGUGAUGAUGGCUGGUUUGUGGGUACAUCCAGGAGAACAAGGCAAUUUGGCACCUUCCCAGGCAACUACGUGAAGCUUCUGUACCUGUAAUAUAAAAGUGAUCCCACCAUGACAAGGAUGGGAUUCCUUUCCAGAUGGUGUUUUUAAACAGUGAAGAAACAGACAAUUUAUGAAUGUAAUAGACAAGAGAUGAGAAGUGUUAGGAGGAUGUGGUUAUGUGGUACACUAUUGAGUUGAAUGUGUAGCCCUGCUUCCAUGGAGGCAGGGUGUGAUUUGUUUGCUGAAGAAGAGACAGUUUCUAGUUUACAGUGCUGCCUUUGUGUAUUCCUCUCCCUUCCCCAGUAAGAGUUUUGAUGAUAAUCUUAAUUUGUACGGAGUACUUACCUCUGAGAAGGCUUCAGGGAAGCACAUGGUAUAGGUUUUGUUUGUGUGUUGAGAUAGGGUAGUGCUUUGGGGCAGUACUCAGCCCUGCAGCUGCUCACAUUCGUUGGCACAGUUCAGGAGGCCAGGCUUGCUGCCCAGUUUCUGCCUUGCUGAAGACUCACUUUUCUCUGCCUUCCAUUUCCAUAGAAAGCCCUUCCUUCAUGUCAUGCAUCUUAAGACACAGCAGAGGCAGAGGACAUCUGAUACAAUUAAAUUGCAGAGCUAUGUGUGGAAAAGGAGUUUGGGACUGGUGGUUUAAUCCAGAGGGGUCAGCCAAAGCAUAAUGCAAAUGCUCAAAAAUCCCAAACCCUUUAAUAACGUAUUACCAAUCUCUGCAGGGUUUUUUCUUUUGUGCAGGGAGGGUGUGUGUGAGUGUAUUGUGUGCAAAAAUGAACAGAAUUCCUGUUUUUUUAAAGAGAAAUCAGCCUAGCUUUGACAUUUGUCUGCACAAAGAAUAGAACCAAUAAACAGAACAUCCGUGAGGACAAAUCCUGUUUAUGAGUCCUAUGGCUGUUCACUUUCUCUGCUCCUCUUGCCCUGUCGCUGGCCCUAAAGGAUCACACACCUUUUCCAGUAUGUGCUUUGGAAUGAAGACUUCUUUCCCAGCAUUAAAUCUUAGAGUCUCUGAUAAAUCUGAGCAAUGUAUCACUGAGGGUGCCUUUUUUAAAAUUUUGGUUACAGUGUUAAUGGUAGGUCCAAUAAACACAUGCAUUUUGGCUGCCUCUUAGUCAUACAUAAAAAGUCUAAUCAAUUUGGAAAGCUGUUCCCAACAGUUAUUACCAGUUACAUAGAUUUGUAUUUCCUUGAGGGGGAAAAAAAAAAACCAAUAUGGCUUGGCUGUGUGUUUGCCUGUAAAUCGACUAUGAAUACUCUUUUGAUAGACUUUUUGUUAUUAAGAAAAAGCAUAAACAAAACCAGUUCUAUCAGACUCUGCUUCCUACAAUUACCGUACAAAUAGCAAAGGGUUAGAUUGCUAUUUUGUCAUAAGCCGUAUUUAAUAAUAUAAAAUGCCUAUUUUUAUGCUGAUGCUUUUAUACAGAUUUAUUAAGAGUAAACUACAACUAACUGUUAGCACGACUUGCAAUGUUUUGAUAAACUAGCCAUGCUCCUGGGUUUGAAAUCAAGCAGGCUUGUCUUCCGUCUCGGUCAGCGGAAGAGAAGACUCUGAGUCUCAGAAGUUUGACUGUAAAUAUGUAUAUUUAACUUUGUACAGACAAUGUACUUACCUUGUAUAGAGAAAUAAUUUAAACACAUUGAGUGAAGGGAGGGAAAAAAAGGCAGUUGUGAAAGGUUGGGAUUUUUUUUCCGCUUUAAUUUAAGCGAUGGAAUUCUACGUAUGUUCACAUAAAGAGUUUUAGCACAAAACAUUCAUUAUGAAAGGGUUUCAGAUAUGACACAAAGCACCACUGUUUAUUUUCUGCAGGACAUAUCUUGAAUCCUGCCAUCUUAUUUAUGGGUUUGUUGUUCUGCUUUGGGUUUGCCCUUCAGUUAUUUGCAACAGUGUUUAGGCCUAUUGGUAAGAUUGGAUAACACCAAAUAAAUCUAUCCAGCAAAGUAACAUGUUGAUAUUGAUUGUAUAUAACAUACUCAUUUAAAAGUUAAUUUUCUGUUCUUGCUCUUGCCAGUUUAAGUUAAACACAAACACACACAACACACAUAUCCACAUAAACUGCAACUUAUUUUUGUGUUGAUUUUUUGUUUCUUAUUGCAGUGGAUUACUAUUUGGCAAUUAAUAAAUGGAAUUAUUGAAUUAC